Messenger RNA from Procambarus clarkii (red swamp crayfish), 2364 nucleotides. Lineage: Eukaryota; Metazoa; Arthropoda; Malacostraca; Decapoda; Cambaridae. The record is from RefSeq and is a predicted model, not a curated record.
AUGACACCUGUCAAGUCUACCACGAGACCUGUCAAGUCUACCACGAGACCUGCCAUGUCUACCAUGAGACCUGUCAAGUCUACCAUGAGACCUGUCAAGUCUACCACGAGACCUGUCAAGUCUACCACGAGACCUGUCAUGUCUACCAUGAGACCUGUCAAGUCUACCACGAGACCUGUCAAGUCUACCACGAGACCUGUCAUGUCUACCAUGAGACCUGUCAAGUCUACCACGAGACCUGUCAAGUCUACCACGAGACCUGUCAUGUCUACCAUGAGACCUGUCAUGUCUACCACGAGACCUGUCAAGUCUACCACGAGACCUGUCAAGUCUACCACGAGACCUGUCAAGUCUACCACGAGACCUGUCAAGUCUACCACGAGACCUGUCAAGUCUACCACGAGACCUGUCAAGUCUACCACGAGACCUGUCAUGUCUACCAUGAGACCUGUCAUGUCUACCAUGAGACCUGUCAAGUCUACCACGAGACCUGUCAAGUCUACCACGAGACCUGUCAAGUCUACCACGAGACCUGUCAUGUCUACCACGAGACCUGUCAAGUCUACCACGAGACCUGUCAAGUCUACCACGAGACCUGUCAAGUCUACCACGAGACCUGUCAAGUCUACCACGAGACCUGUCAAGUCUACCACGAGACCUGUCAAGUCUACCACGAGACCUGUCAAGUCUACCACGAGACCUGCCAUGUCUACCAUGAGACCUGUCAAGUCUACCAUGAGACCUGUCAAGUCUACCACGAGACCUGUCAAGUCUACCACGAGACCUGUCAAGUCUACCACGAGACCUGUCAAGUCUACCACGAGACCUGUCAAGUCUACCACGAGACCUGUCAAGUCUACCACGAGACCAUGCCUCCUCUUCAUCUUUCCCUGCCUCUACAUAUCGUAUCCUGUCCUGCUGCCUACAUAUACUAAUCCCGCAAGCACCAAUAACAGAACAAGCUGGCUCCCCCGGGACAGCUGGCUCCCCCAGCCCCCGGGGCAGCUGGCUCCCCCAGCCCCCGGGGCAGCUGGCUCCCCCAGCCCCCGGGCCAGCUGGCUCCCCCAGCCCCCGGCGCACCUGGCUCCCCCAGCCCCCGGCGCACCUGGCUCCCCCAGCCCCCGGCGCACCUGGCUCCCCCAGCCCCCGGCGCACCUGGCUCCCCCAGCCCCCGGCGCACCUGGCUCCCCCAGCCCCCGGCGCACCUGGCUCCCCCAGCCCCCGGCGCACCUGGCUCCCCCAGCCCCCGGCGCACCUGGCUCCCCCAGCCCCCGGCGCACCUGGCUCCCCCAGCCCCCGGGGCAGCUGGCUCCCCCAGCCCCCGGGGCAGCUGGCUCCCCCCGCCCCCGGGGCAGCUGGCUCCCCCAGCCCCCGGGGCAGCUGGCUCCCCCAGCCCCCGGGGCAGCUGGCUCCCCCAGCCCCCGGGACAGCUGGCUCCCCCAGCCCCCGGGGCAGCUGGCUCCCCCAGCCCCCGGGGCAGCUGGCUCCCCCAGCCCCCGGGGCAGCUGGCUCCCCCAGCCCCCGGCGCAGCUGGCUCCCCCAGCCCCCGGCGCACCUGGCUCCCCCGGCCCCCCCAUUGGCCCUGGUGGCACCCAUAAUGGCCCUGGUGGCACCCAUAAUGACCCUGGUGGCACCCAUAAUGGCCCUGGUGGCACCCAUAAUGGCCCUGGUGGCACCCACAAUGACCCUGGUGGCACCCACAAUGGCCCUGGUGGCACCCACAAUGGCCCUGGUGGCACCCACAAUGGCCCUGGUGGCACCCACAAUGGCCCUGGUGGCACCCACAAUGGCCCUGGUGGCACCCACAAUGGCCCUGGUGGCACCCACAAUGGCCCUGGUGGCACCCACAAUGGCCCUGGUGGCACCCACAAUGAUCCUGGUGGCACCCACAAUGACCCUGGUGGCACCCACAAUGACCCUGGUGGCACCCACAAUGGCCCUGGUGGCACCCACAAUGACCCUGGUGGCACCCAUAAUGGCCCUGGUGGUACCCACAAUGAUCCUGGUGGCACCCACAAUGACCCUGGUGGCACCCACAAUGACCCUGGUGGCACCCACAAUGACCCUGGUGGCACCCACAAUGACCCUGGUGGCACCCACAAUGACCCUGGUGGCACCCACAAUGACCCUGGUGGCACCCAUAAUGACCCUGGUGGCACCCAUAAUGACCCUAGUGGCACCCAUAAUGACCCUGGUGGCACCCAUAAUGACCCUAGUGGCACCCACAAUGACCCUAAUGGCACCCAUAAUGACCCUAGUGGCACCCACAAUGACCCUAAUGGCACCCAUAAUGACCCUGGUGGCACCCACAAUGACCCUAGUGGCACCCAUAAUGACCCUAAUGGCACCAGUAAUCGGCAAUAG